Stomoxys calcitrans (stable fly) is the source of this 1106-nucleotide messenger RNA. RefSeq names its product keratin, type I cytoskeletal 9-like. Bases 54 to 1028 code for a protein of 324 amino acids. The transcript is spliced from 2 exons. The record is from RefSeq and is a predicted model, not a curated record. NCBI's taxonomy places the organism in Eukaryota, Metazoa, Arthropoda, Insecta, Diptera, Muscidae.
CACAAUUCGUACAGUAACAUAACUCACAUACACUGCUCCUAACGACAACAACAAUGAAACUGUUGGUGGUCGCUUUAGCUUUGGUGGCUGUAGUUGCCGCUGAUGUCUCCGAAUUAGGAUAUAACUAUCCUCAACCCGGUGGUGGAGGCGGUGGUGGCCAUGGCGGCUCACAUGGUGGCUCCCAUGGUGGGUCAUUUGGCGGAUCUCAAGGUGGUUCCUUUGGUGGUGGUCAAGGUGGUUCCUUUGGUGGUGCUUCCCAUGGUGGUUCCUUUGGCGGUGCUUCCCAUGGUGGUUCCUUUGGCGGUGCUUCUCAUGGUGCCGGCGCAUCUUUUGGUGGCUCUCAUGGUGGCGGCGCUUCUUUCGGUGGUUCUGCUUCAGCCCCCUCCAGAUCUUAUGUUCCUCCAGCAGCUGCUCCCUCUGCACCCGCUAGAUCUUAUGUUCCCCCCGCAUCUGCUCCAGCUUCGGGCCACCAUUCCGGCGGCGGCUCUCAUCAUGGAGGUUCAUUCUCUUCCAGUGGUAGUGCUUCCUUUGGCGGUUCUCAUGGUGGUGCUGCUUCUGCUCCUUCACGUUCCUAUGUUCCACCAGCUGCUGGCGGUGCUUCCUUUGGCGGUUCACAUGGUGGUGCUUCCCAUGGCGGUGCUUCCCAUGGUGGUGCUUCCCACGGUGGUGCUUCCUUUGGCGGUGCUUCCUUUGGCGGCUCUCACGGUGGUGCUUCUCACCAUGCCGCCGCUUCAGCUCCCGCUCCCUCCCGUUCAUAUGUUCCACCUGCCCAACAACAAGCCCAUCAUGCUGUAGCCUCAGCUCCUGCACCCUCUUACUCAUCGGGCGGUUCCUCUGGUGGCUUCGGCUCCCAUGGUGGUUCCUCUGGUGGCUUCAGCUCCCAUGGUGGUUCCUCCGGUGGCUUCAGCUCCCAUGGUGGUUCCUCCGGUGGCUUCAGCUCCCAUGGUGGUUCCUCUGGAGGUUUCAGUUCCGGCGGUGGUGAUGAAGGUUACAACUAUCCCAACCCACAACGUGUUCAUCGUUUUUAAAAAUAACAAAGUUUACAUACUUAGUGUGUUCAGAAUGAGUGAUUUUAUUGGAAUUCAAAUGUGAUUAAAUACAGGAUU